This is a messenger RNA of Entamoeba invadens IP1, 1113 nucleotides long. RefSeq lists its product as hypothetical. The record is from RefSeq and is a predicted model, not a curated record. The transcript is spliced from 2 exons. NCBI's taxonomy places the organism in Eukaryota, Evosea, Mastigamoebida, Endamoebidae. Bases 1 to 1113 code for a protein of 370 amino acids.
AUGAGGUAUUCGAUAGGUGUGAACAGACUUUACAACCCACUUAAUACAAGUCCAUUAAAAAGACCAACAAAAAAAGUGUCACAGACUACAAGUCCCGUCUCUUCUUGUGUUAAUAUCACAACCCUUCCUCCUAUAAUACCAACUCGUUUAUACGAGAAAUCUACAGAACAAACAGUAAGGUCGUUUCUUUUUGUUGAAAUAUCUCCUUUACUUGACAAGUACUUUGACUUAAUAGACUCGAAAAAAGCGAAUCAUUCCAGACCCAAUGUAUUAUACAAUUUUUACAGUGUUCGUGGUCGUCUUGUUGAUUUGAUGCUAUAUUUUGCACAAAAAGAUGUCAACACAUUUUCUAAAGAUGAUUUGUUCACCACAAGCACACCAUUUACUGAUUUGUUUGAUAUUUUACUUGAAGAAGAAGGUAACGAAGUGCUUCGUGCAACAUCAUCUCCAAUAGUCGAUGACGUCAAUAUCAGUGACAAUGGAGACGAGAUAAGUAACAGGUAUGUCUAUCUACUCACCAAAUAUGUCCCUUUGAUAAAAGAAUCCAUUCGGGGUGUUGUCCGGAGUGUAGCUGAAAUAGUUUAUAACAAGUAUGGUGAAGAGAUGGGGCAUACAGCAAUAGUCCGUCUCAUUUUCGAGAGGUAUUUAUUUGUUCCAAUAUCCAAUUCAACUCGUCACAUCACCGCAUUCUAUAAAUUGUUGAGUGAUGGUUUCUUUGGAAAUGUUGGAAAAGCAACUGGACAAAUGGGAAAUGCAGUGGAUUAUACAAUUGGAAUUGUUUUGAGCACCCCUCCACACUAUCAAUCUCCUUAUAUCAUCUCAAGACAUGAAGAAACAUUAGAACAACUUUGUGAAGUUAUAAAGGAAGAUGCUUCAUUACUUCGAGUUGGGUUUAAAGGUGAUUUUGAUAUAGUCUUUGACACUGUUAGAAAAAGAAAAGAAGGCAACAUCGACUUACUUGUCGCUUCAAAUGAAUUACAAGAGUGGAGAUCACAAAGACUUGAUCGAAAGUGUUAUGCAAAUAUGUUCUUGAAAGAGCAAGUUAAAAAGGCUUUACAAAUUAAUGACUUUCUCAGAAUGAAAAUUUUGCAGUUAAAGAAUGGGGUCUUCUGA